This is a messenger RNA of Micropterus salmoides (largemouth bass), 2283 nucleotides long. RefSeq names its product serine protease 27-like. The record is from RefSeq and is a predicted model, not a curated record. The coding region runs from base 81 to 998 and encodes 305 amino acids. Lineage: Eukaryota; Metazoa; Chordata; Actinopteri; Centrarchiformes; Centrarchidae. Gene Ontology annotation, molecular function: serine-type endopeptidase activity. Gene Ontology annotation, biological process: proteolysis. The transcript has 6 exons.
GCGUGAGCGGCCGGUCCAGGCGGUUUAUCCACUGAUAAACUCCUCCACUUAUGACAAGACACAGUUGGUAGAGUCGCACCAUGGAGGUCAAACUGUUGGUUUGUGGCGUCGUGCUCGUGGUCUUAUCGGUUACAGGAAGCAACGCGCAGUUAGAUGUUUGUGGUGCUGCACCUCUCAACAGCAGGAUCGUAGGAGGGGCGGAUGCUCCUGCAGGGUCGUGGCCCUGGCAGGCCAGUCUGCAGAGCAACGGAUUUCAUUUCUGUGGAGGCUCCCUGAUCAACAACCAGUGGGUCCUGACUGCUGCUCACUGUGUCAGAAGCACCCCAUCUGGUUUCACCGUUAACCUCGGCCGCGACGCCCUAGACUUGCCGAAUACAAACGGAAUCUCCCUGACUGUGUCCCAGAUCAUCGUAAAUCCUAACUAUGAUGAAAACACGCUCAACAACGACAUAGCCUUGGUGCAGCUGUCCUCACCUGUUACCUUCACCGACUUCAUCAGACCCGUUUGUUUGGCGGCUGGCGGCAGCGUCUUUAAAGCCAGGACAAGCUGCUGGGUCACCGGAUGGGGAAACAUCCAAACUAACACUCCUCUUCCUUCCCCAAAGAGGCUGCAGGAGGAGAUUCUUCCCAUCGUGUCCAACAGUGAUUGUAACGUUGUCUACGGUGGUAUAAUCACAAACAACAUGAUCUGUGCCGGUGUGACCCAGGGAGGACAGGGCACCUGCUUUGGGGAUUCAGGCGGCCCGUUGGUGAAAAAUAACGGCUCUGUCUGGAUCCAGGCUGGAGUGGUGAGUUUUGUUUUAGAAACAGGCUGUGCCGUGCCUAAUGUCCCAGAAGGCUUCACCCGAGUGUCCCAGUAUCAGUCCUGGAUCAACAGCCAGAUCCCAACCAACCAGCCGGGCUUCGUCCUCUUUGGAACUGCUCACCUGGUUCCCCUCUCGGUUCCUCUGCUGCUGUCCAUCGUACCUGUUGCCUUCUCCUUCUCUGUCCUUUCAUAGGAAGUUUUAUGAUUAACGCACCAGGAUAGAGUCAAACUCUCUGCCUCUCUUAAAACAAGCAACAAAAUGUUUCCACCCUGUUUCCAGCUUCUUGUGUUGAAGGAGUUUUGCAGAAAAGAGUCGACAGAAGAGAAGAGAGAGAAACUGGUUUAAUGACAAAGGAAUGUUUUCAGUAUUAACAUUAAUUGAUUAAUUGUUUUGUCUUUAAAAUGGGAGAAACUAGAGAAAUGUGUCCUUUUAUAACUUCACACAGCCCAACAAAAACCCAAAGAUAUAUAUAAGAAAAUAGUUUUCUAUUGAUUAACAAAUCUAUAACCAAUCGUGGCGCUUCUACUAACUGUUCUUUAAACAGGUGAAAUAAUUUUAGCCUUUUUCUCAGGAUUUUCAAUUCAGUGGAAACUUUUUAGUGCCGACUGUCUUAAACGUAAUGAAUAAUGAGCCUGAGUGUCAUAGUUAAACUCAAAGUAAAAAAUACAACAAAAGACAAUUAAAUUGACCAGUUAAUUGCUCUAUUUCCUUAUUUUGUCUUUAAUGAUGAAUUAAUUAUUAAAAUUUCAAAAUGCAAAUAGAGACAGAAUUUGUUUAAAAGACUUUUAAAAUUAACUUAUUGAACGAUUUUCCAUCGCACAGUUCAUUUAUUUUUUCUCUUUGACGUUUAAUAUCCAUUUUUUGAUCAAUUUUAAAUAAAUUCCAUUUAAAAACACAAUAUAUAUUAAUUAAACAAGUUAAUUUACCUUAAGUUUCACAAUACGUCAUUUAAACUGGUCAAUUUAACAAAGCUCCUUCUAAAAGUGGCAAAUUUAUUAACAUGGUUACAAUUAAACACGAGAAGUUUAUAAUCAUUUCAGUGACUCCAGACUCCCAUAAUAGUUUAUUAAAGUCAGUGAAGUCUGAACAGAUUUUGGCCUGAAACUGAACAAACAUACAAACAACACUGAGUCUUUCUGCUGUUAAACAUUUGGACAGAUACUGAAUAUUAGAAGUUUAUGAAGGUUGCUGAUGUUGCUGAUUGACGGUGAAGACUUGAAUUAAUAACUAUAACUGUUAAUGUCUUGUUUUUGCACUGAACACUUGCAACUUUGAUUUUUAAUUUUACAUUAAUGGGAAAGUCAAAUAUAACACACACACACACACACUCAGGCCUCUAACAGUAUCAGCAGUAUGUGUGACUGGUUAAACUUUUACAGGUGUUUCUAUCUGUUUGGUAUCUGUAAAGCUUUUUCAAAUACAUUUAACACAACGACAGUUUGUUCAUCAUCUUAAAUAAACAUUUUCUUUUAAUCAA